AUUCAUAUCACUCCAACGUGUGUUUCUUCUACUCGUACACUCAUCAUCGACCGUACAGCACCAACACAAGAAUGCAAGCUCCAUCCCAGGCCGUCUCUCAGUCUCCAAGUGCAGCGACACCUGUUCGACCUGCAAUCCUCGCGCCUCCAAACCUCGCUCCUGAUGAUACCGACUGGAUUUCAAAUGCCAGUCUAACUUUCAAGGUGCUUGCGGGUGCAGGUGAACUGGAUCGCACAGGGAUUGCAAAAGCAAUUGCGAAUAUUGCCCUCCCGAUCCUGGAGCUGGCUCAGAAUAAUAAGAAAGCACAUGAUGAUCUAAAGGAUACUAUCAAGUAUCUCGAUGAAACACUUAGCUAUGUGUCUGAGGAGAUCAAGCUCCUUCAGGAUGGUCAAUCUUUGACCGACAACCCAACAGCCUCCACGCACCCGCUGGGACGUCUACAGCAAAUGGGUGAUGAAUUCAUCAGUCACCUGAAAGAUUUAAAGGAUGAUCUGAACAAGAUCUAUGGAAAGAGAGGGAUCCAGGCGAAGAUCAAGAAACGAUUUCAGAGCAAGGCGAUUCUAGAUCGUAUUAACCAGCAUAAAGAGUAUGUUAAGGAAGCUCGAGAUAAGCUUGGGAGUGCUGUGUUUUCAGCUACCAAACAGAUUACUGCUAUUCAUAAUCAUCUGUUGAGUCCUAAAAUGGUUCAGCCUAUCAGGGUAGAAAUGAGUUAGUGCAAGAAGGGAUAACCAAUCUUCUUGCUGAUUCUCCUGAUUCUAUUAUCAUUAUGGGAUUUGGAGCUGUGGAAGCUAAAUAUGGAGCUUAUAGAUACUUCAUUCCUUGUGAUAUUGUCUGUAGUGCUGAGCCUACUGUUGAGGCAUUGCUGCAGACUAUGUCAAAGUUGAUGAAGUUGCAAUUGACUGAUGAUGCAGUAACACAACUGCAUACUAUAUUCAAGCCAACAAUUUUGGUUUUGGAUAAUUUUGAAACACUUUGGGAGAAUAGUAAAGAUCAAUAUGAUGUUCAGAGACUUUUGGAACAGUUGGAUUCUGUGCCACAGAUUAUGCUGAUAAUUACUAUGAGAGGACAAGUUCCUCCUACAGAUAUAAAUUGGCUAG
This is a messenger RNA of Guyanagaster necrorhizus, 1097 nucleotides long. RefSeq lists its product as uncharacterized. The record is from RefSeq and is a predicted model, not a curated record. The coding region runs from base 72 to 713 and encodes 213 amino acids. NCBI's taxonomy places the organism in Eukaryota, Fungi, Basidiomycota, Agaricomycetes, Agaricales, Physalacriaceae. The transcript has 7 exons.